AUGAUUCUGAUGGAUAUUUGCAGUGAGGUUAUAAAGAUCCAGAAGCUACGAAGAGUCGUCUCUUACGCCGGAUUCUAUUGCUUCACUGCUGCUCUCACAUUCUUCUACACAAACAACACAACAAGAGCUGGAUUCUCUAGAGGAGAUCAGUUUUAUGCAUCUUACCCUGCCGGGACCGAACUUCUGACCGACACAACUAAGCUGUACAAAACCGCGCUUGGGAAUUGCUAUGAAUCUGAGGAUUGGGGUCCUGUCGAAUUCUGCAUAAUGGCUAAGCAUUUUGAGCGACAGGGAAAGUCACCAUACGUUUACCACUCGCAAUACAUGGCGCACCUUCUCUCUCAAGGUCAACUCGAUGGAAGUGGCUAA
Molecule: messenger RNA, 369 nt
Organism: Microthlaspi erraticum
Lineage: Eukaryota; Viridiplantae; Streptophyta; Magnoliopsida; Brassicales; Brassicaceae
Source: the annotation of a GenBank genome assembly